UCCACUCUCUCUCCGAGCCCAGAAAACUCAUCUCGCUCAAAAGGGGAAUGUCUGGAACCCUCUUCCGUCGUUAAACGACACUCCCUUCCUUGAUAAAACGACACGACCAACUUCUCGUCGUCUUCACAAAAGGCAUGUUCCUGAUAUUACUCUCUCACUCUUCUCCUACAUCUUUUCCCUUUUCUUCUCCUUCCGAUUUUCAAUCCUCCAAUCAUAUCCCGAACAACCGUUGACUUGUCUCUUUUCUUUCUGUUCUCUUAUUGGACGACUUUCGAAGACUUUAGGCCAAAACAAAACAGUAGAUGGAGCAAUCAGUUCUUGAUGAUAUCAUCAAUCGGCUUCUAGAGGUUCGGGGCCGACCAGGCAAGCAGGUCCAGCUCUCUGAGGCUGAGAUCCGACAGCUUUGUGUCGUUUCUAAGGAGAUUUUCUUGCAACAACCUAAUUUAUUGGACCUUGAAGCUCCUAUCAAGAUUUGCGGUGACAUUCAUGGCCAGUAUUCUGAUCUUUUAAGGCUUUUCGAAUAUGGCGGUUUUCCUCCAAAUGCCAAUUACUUAUUUUUGGGGGAUUAUGUGGAUCGAGGCAAGCAAAGUCUUGAGACAAUAUGUCUUCUUCUCGCGUAUAAAAUAAAAUAUCCUGAAAAUUUUUUCCUACUGAGGGGGAACCAUGAAUGUGCUUCUAUAAACCGUAUAUAUGGUUUUUAUGAUGAGUGCAAGAGAAGAUUUAAUGUCAGGGUAUGGAAGACAUUCAUAGAUUGUUUUAACUGCUUGCCGGUGGCUGCCCUGAUUGAUGAGAAGAUUCUCUGCAUGCAUGGAGGUCUUUCUCCUGACCUGAAUGACUUGGACCAGAUCAGAAAUUUACAACGCCCAACUGAUGUACCUGACACAGGGCUGCUCUGUGAUCUUCUCUGGUCGGAUCCCAGCAGAGAUAUUCAAGGUUGGGGUAUGAAUGACAGGGGAGUCUCAUUUACUUUUGGCCCUGACAAGGUCUCGGAGUUCCUUCAGAAGCAUGAUCUGGAUCUGAUUUGUCGGGCACACCAGGUUGUAGAGGACGGAUACGAGUUCUUUGCUGACAGACAACUUGUAACUAUAUUUUCAGCGCCCAAUUAUUGUGGGGAGUUCGACAAUGCUGGUGCUAUGAUGAGUGUGGAUGAUACGCUUAUGUGCUCAUUCCAAAUAUUAAAGCCUGCGGAUAAGAAGCCAAAGUUUGGUUUUGGGAGCACAACAACAACUAAGUCCGGAAAUGCUUCUGUGAGUGUUAAUAAUAUUUUUGGGAGCACAACUACUGCAAAGCCAGGAAAUUCUCCUGCAGGAGUUAAAGUAAAUCCAUACCUCUUCUUUUGUGCAUCACUGAGGUUUCUAACCUAGUCUUUCCUUGGAUCAAAGGUAUGACAGUAGGUCUGUGUGAUAGAGGCUUAAAGCACAGUGGGUGAUGAAGAUGGCAAGGUUGUACCAUUUAACAAUGUUUGAGAUCCUUUUAUUUUCACUAUAGUAUGCUGAAACUGUAAAUUGGAAGAGGAAAAAGUAAUUAGAAAACUGAUGCACGGGAUUGUUCCUUGGUAUAAAGAUGGAUUUGAAGGUAGAAGGCUGUAAUUUCCUUUUCUUCCUCCUUGUACACUAAAGUAGCUGCUAUGAAUUAUUAGUCUGGUGCAUUUCAGUUA
Molecule: messenger RNA, 1657 nt
Organism: Carica papaya (papaya)
Lineage: Eukaryota; Viridiplantae; Streptophyta; Magnoliopsida; Brassicales; Caricaceae
Source: RefSeq, a predicted model, not a curated record